UUGUCGUCUUGGCAACUUGUCAUGUCGUGUAUGUGUGUGUUGUGUAGUUGAUAUUAUUUCAGUUCAGUAUUUAGCAAAGAUUUUCUUAACAGUACCAGUGCUUGUUAAACUUGUUAGUUUUUUUUUAUGAUCUAUCUAAGUCGACGAUGACGUUUAACACUUGCUUCUUUGAAGUUAUUUUUUAAAAUUACAAUAACAACGAUUGAGUUAGACAAGACUUAAGUUAGAUGACUGUUUUGGUACACACUAGACCUAUCAUGUUCUAGGUAAACUUAUAUUAAUGAAGGCCAACUAACUUAAGAACAUUUUGUGUUUAAUCUACUUUCUUUAACAUUUCCUAUGGAGGAAGAAAAUAAUCUUAUCAGCCUAUAUGGGUUGGAAUUCCCGAGCCGAGCUGUUUCUGCCCAGGUAGCUGAAACUGAUGUUGUUCGGUUUCUUGUUGGCACUCAGACACUCAAGUUAGCCAAUAACCAAGUACAUCUAGUAGAGCUGAAUGAUGAAACUAGUGCUAUAAAUACAAAGGUGUACCAACACGGUGAUGGAGAGAUCUGGUCUCUAGUGGCGUCACCUAGUGACGCUCAGCUGAUGGCUACCUGCUACAACACAGUGUCUGCGGACGGAGCUUGUGUGAUGCGUUCGGCUCUGUGGCGACUGCCUGAUUGUCCCGACAACUGCCCACCGUUGCAGCAAGUCUGCACCUUCGACACAGAUGGACAUGGGGAAAACAUCAAGGUGACAUGUUUCAAUCCACUGGAUGGCAAGCAGGCGGCUACAGUUGUCGACAACAAGUUCCUAGUGUGGGACCUGGGCGAGGACUCAGCUCAACUCUCCUCGGUCGGCACAUUGCAGGCUAAAGGAAACCCGAAGCUGACCACAGGCAAGUGGAAUCCUCAGCACAGCGGGCUGCAGUUUGCCACAGCUAGUGAUACGAGUGUGCGGGGAUGGGACCUAAGGGCUGGAAACAAGCAGACGUGGGUUAUAGAGAACGCUCACUCUCAACUGGUAAGGGACCUGGACUUCAACCCCAACAGACAGUAUUACGUAGGCACGUGUGGCGACGACGGCUGCUCCAAGUUCUGGGACGUGCGUAGGCCUACUGAACCUGUCAUCGUAAGAUCCGACCACUCACAUUGGGUAUGGUGUCUCAGGUACAAUCACUUUCACGAUCAGUUGGUGGUCACAGCCAGCAGCGAUUGUGUAGUUCUGCUUACCAGUGUUGCGUCCAUCGCUAGUGAACCACUGGACGAUGAAAGCAAGGUAAGACUAGACGAUGGUGUGCUGGCAACUUACGACCAACAUGAAGACUCGGUCUAUUGCGUGGAGUGGUCUUCAGCAGACCCUUGGUGCUUCGCCUCACUUAGUUAUGACGGCAGACUUCUCCUCAACAGGGUACCAAAGCAACACAAAUAUAGCAUCCUUAUCUGAAA
Messenger RNA from Macrosteles quadrilineatus (aster leafhopper), 1427 nucleotides. RefSeq names its product EARP-interacting protein homolog. Gene Ontology annotation, molecular function: protein binding. Gene Ontology annotation, biological process: protein ubiquitination. The transcript is spliced from 8 exons. Bases 340 to 1425 code for a protein of 361 amino acids. The record is from RefSeq and is a predicted model, not a curated record. Lineage: Eukaryota; Metazoa; Arthropoda; Insecta; Hemiptera; Cicadellidae.